CAUAACAUAGAGAAAUGUCUUCCUUGCUCUUUGCAUGGACAGUGCUUCGUAUAACUGUUGUUUCCUUUUUGGAUAACCAGAAGAGAAUUUCAGCAUUAGCACAAUGAAGCCUGUCCCUGGUCGAGCUAAUGAACGACCGCAUCGUAACGGUCAAGAUGAAGGUGAACGUGCGGAUCUUCCUGAUUCGUCUGAAGACGGAAGACAGGUGUUGCCCUUUUACAGACAACCGCAGACUUAUAACAACCGGGAUUACAUUUCUGAGCAAAACCAGAGCAACCCAAACGAGAUGCCCCGUCGUAAUUUCAUUGAAAGGCAGAGUGCACCCUAUGUUUCCGGAGAAGAACGUAUAGAGAAGUCGCUUAGUGGUUUCUACCACUCCACUAAAGACCUCCAGGAUAAAGACCGUCUUGGCAAGUCAAAGCAUUUGCCGAAUUUCGCUGCCGAAUGGUUCGACUCCGGCGGUGGAUUUCUGGACAUUCCCAAGUAUGACGUAACCCUGAUGGUACCAAAUGGCGCGAUCGAACCGGGAAUGGUGCAGGAAGUUUACUUACACGUUGACGCGAAAACAACGGAAUAUCUGAUACACGAAGCACGUGGACCUUUGUUGGGUCACGUUGUUACGUUUGGUCCACCGGGGUUGAAUUUCAAGCGUCACGUGAUUCUUCAUAUUCCAUUAAUCUGCGAAGACGACGACCAGGGAGGUGAUGAUGACAACAAGCGCCCUCCGAUGAAAACGACCGACUGGAGUAACAUUGCAGCAGACACGGACAAUGACGUCAUCGUAAAAGACAGACAAAUCAUUAUGGUGCUGUCUUCAUUCGCAAGACAGUGUUCGGAGUUGAAGAAGUUUAAGGUGUGUGUCACAACUCCUGUGUUCAACCACAGCGAGGAGGUCAUACACUUCUAUGUCAAGCUGUGGGAAGACGAGUCGACUGAUUGUCAUCAAAAGGGUUCGAACGAAGAAGCGGGAAACAUUGACGUAAACUUGGAGUCUGGUGAACUGUACUUGAAACUGAGCAAUCUGCAUCAUCGUAUGAAAUCAAAAUCCGGAGCCGGAGGGUAUAUCAGCACAGAUAUGCUCAAGGAAAACAGCACGAAUGAAGUGUUAUUUCAACUCCACCAUACCGAUGGCAGUUAUGAACGUCAGGGUUCGAGGCGAGACGCAGAACGCCUGUGUGAUAUUCAGAUUCGCCAAAGAAGUGAUCAUGAAGCUUCACCCGGCGUGUUGCUCCAUGAGAUCCAUGUCUAUAUUCCAAAAAAGUCGACUGGACAAGACGAACCUUCAGACGACUCACCAAGUUCUGGUUCUGGUUCUGGUUCUGGUUCUGGUGAAUUACUGCACAAUCUCGACAUAUCGGGAUGUACACGUGCAAGUGACGCUGAACACCAGGAGAGGGGGUACCAGCCACAUCAACCCAAAUUGAGUUCAGAUCAAGAUCAGCCGGAUCUCCCGCCAGAUAUGAGGAAGUGGACGACCGACGAAGUCAGACGAUGGCUGCUCUACAUUGGCAUCCCGGGAGUAAGUGUGAGCCACUUUGUCUCGGAGGAGACAGAUGGAGACGACCUGGCGAAAUAUUCAGACAGUGACUUGGGGGAAAAGUUUAUGUUGAGCAAAAAUCUGCGCGAGUUAAUUUUAACCUCACGGAAUUCUUUGCUAGAGAAGGUACGUGCACAAAGCCAGCAAUGCGGCAGUCAACGAGCAGGGUUUGUGUCGACGACGGUUUCUUCGUACAUGGCCGACACUGACCUCAUUUGCAACGACUAUCUGAUCGAACCAGAAUCAAGUACAAUCCACCUCACUGGUAAAACAGACAGACAGUCAACUUCUAUCGAUCUGUCUGUCAGCGUUGACGUCAUAAAAAUCCCUGGUGGCAAUUCUGAGCAGGAAGCAGUGAAACGCAUCGUAAAUGAAUUAAAAAGGGCUGUCCAGGUAGACUCCUUUAGCGAGCUGGUCACAGACAUCGGGAACGUCUUCAAUGAAAACUACGCGGAGCUGGUAUCACUGGAUGGGUUAAUCUGCGUGGUGCGGUUCCGCACCAGGGAGGGUUUGUACAAGUUUGGGGAGAGGUGCAACUCCGGGGAGCUCGCAGCCAAACUAGCCAAGAUUCUCAUCACAGAGAAGAUAAGGGAAGGUAUUAAAUCCGAAUUGGACAUUCGUCUGACCCUGAUUGAAAGCGACUACGUUAGGGGAAUGAGGCACUUUGACGACGAGAGUGUUUAAAUACUGGUGAUUUUGGUUUUGAAGAAGGAUAGAUAUAUAUCCAGUCGAUUAAUGGCACUGUGUAUAUACCUAUACGUUUGGUUUUAACGCAUACAUCUGUUUUAAAACAGAUUGACUUUUAAUGCACUUGACACUAUUGGUAAUUACUGGAGAGCUGUUGAUAGUUUAAAUCAUUGCGAGAAACGGCUCCCUCUGA
Molecule: messenger RNA, 2417 nt
Organism: Asterias rubens (European starfish)
Lineage: Eukaryota; Metazoa; Echinodermata; Asteroidea; Forcipulatida; Asteriidae
Exons: 8
Coding region: 104-2221 (705 amino acids)
Biological process (GO): netrin-activated signaling pathway
Cellular component (GO): membrane
Molecular function (GO): protein binding; netrin receptor activity
Source: RefSeq, a predicted model, not a curated record